CCAUGCAUAACAAAGGAGUUUGAAGAGAAAGUUGCAAACAAGGCUCUCCUAAAUCACGUGAUCAGCACACCGAUAGCAAAGACAGCAGAUAGUUGUGAAAUACAAUGUUUCAUUGAAGUCAAGUGUGAAUCAUACAACUUUGGUCCAAAUGAGAAUGGCGAUUACUUGUGCGAGCUGAGUGAUUCUGAUGGUGUUAGAGAUCCAGAUGACUUGAGGGCACGACAAGACUUCCUUCACCGUGCAACAAAGGUAUCAUGGGGAGGGGGUGUAGUGAAAAGCAUAACAUGAAAAUAAAGAAAUCGCUUUUUGAUAAUUAAGAGAUGAAUCUCGUGAUUUUUGGACCACGAAAUGUUGGCUCAAAACGUCGCAAGACUCGGAAAAACCUCUUGACGGCGAUGGAAAUUCCAUGUAAUAGCUAACCUUCUGAUAUUACAUCAAGAAAACUCUAUAAUUUGUCGUUGCCUGCUUCAAGCUGUGAAACUUGGUUCAAAGAGUUAUUUAUGGUCAUAUUGAAGCGCCUGCAUGUGGAGAGCCGAUUGGGCAAGGUUACGUUAUGUAAAUUUGGUAGCUGUGAGAGAUAUUGCUAAAAUGUUUAAUCUGCCAAGGGUUACGUGUACGAUGAUAUUUAGACCAUGUUCCACAUCCAAUUAGAAACUUAAACCAAUUAAUAAAGAAGUUUGUGUCAUCUUUUCUUUCUUACAUACCUUUAUUCAUGUAGCGAUCUGUUUGCCUUCUGAAUAUCUUUCGAAAAACCAAAACAAGUUGGUUCUUUUCGUUUAAUCUACGCAUUAUUUUCUUUUGCAUUCUAUGAAAGAAUCCAUGUGGUACCGCUCAGUGUCCUCCAAACUCACGAUGUUAUUCAGAUUUUGAACACGAAACCUAUCUCUGCGUUUGCUCACCGGGAUUUACCGGAGACAAGUGUGAAUCAGGUGAAUGAGUGUAAUAAGUUUAGCAUUAUCUACUUCAUGAUGCUGUGAUCACUUUCUUCUGCGGUUUUGAGAGAGAUCAGAAAUGGAGGUAGGUUAAUAUUUUUUGUAGAUUUGGACGAGUGCACAGACGGAAAGCAUGCCUGUCACGUGAACGCCAUAUGUAACAAUUCUGAAGGGUCAUACAGCUGCCUGUGCAAGGAUGGAUAUAAAGGCGAUGGGUUUCUAUGUGAAGGUGAAUAUUUAGCGAGUUUUGUUCCAGUUGGAAUAUAAAGUGAUAUCUACUCUAAUAGGUAAUAUAUUUCUUUGAAUAAAAGUAGCCGCAGUGAGAUAGAGGAGCCCCUGAGAUUGUAUUGAGUAGUGCCACUCUUUCUUAGGAAAAGUUCAGCGAGACAUCUUGGUGCCGAGCAGUUAGGCACUUUAAACAACUCCCGACAUUUUGAGCUAACUCUCUGACUGUUUAAGAGCCUAAGAGCCUUGUGAAUAUUGUUGCUCACAUGCAUGAGUCUGGCAGACCUAUUUUGCUACUUUUUUACUAUGUCAGAGGAGCCUUUUCCAAUGGUGUCACAGACCUUACAGUAGUUAUCGAAAUGUCGUUUGACUAGAGCAUUGUGGAUAGAGUGGCUAUGUCUACUAAAUCCCAAAUCUGCCUCAAGCCUCCUAUUUCCGAACUGGUUUCAAUUGGCUCUUAAAGUGUUCAGCUCUGUCUUUUAUGAAUGUCUAAUUCACAAAAUUACCGUAGCCUGAUACAUUUACAACUUUGACUUGGCGGCAAAUAAAAAACCUAGGUUAGCAAAUUGAUGAAAAUAAAUGAGGAGGUAUCGUUUGUUUGUUUGUUUUUAAUUUUUUGUAAAUUUUUUGUUUUUUUUGCUACCAUUGUACUGUUAUAGAACGAAAAAGCUGCGCCGAACUGCUUCGAGACGGUUGGAAUUCCAGUGGCGUAUAUACCAUCAAUCCAGAUGGUGGCAAUUCGAUCCAAGUGUUAUGUGACAUGACAACGGAAGGUGGAGGUUGGACUGUUUUUCAGAAACGUUUGGACGGCUCUGUUAACUUCUAUCGUGGAUGGGAAUCCUACAAAAACGGCUUUGGAAGUCUGAGUGGCGAGUUCUGGCUUGGAAACGACAAUAUACAUCGUUUGGCAGACUCUGAUGACGUCAUGCUCAGAGUUGACUUGGAAGACUUUGAAGGGAACAUCACCUACGCUGAGUACACGACUUUUAAGGUGGCAGACGAGGCCGACAAGUACCGGCUUUUGAUUGGAGGAUACAAGGGUACUGCUGGUGACUCUAUGGCAGAGGGACUUUCCCUAAGGUAAAUGAAAUCGGAAUCACAAAGUGCAGAAGGGAUAUUAUCUAGAUCAGGUGUUUGCCCGCGAUUACUGACUGACCCUAACCAUAUGAGUAUGAAGAAUUGAUAUAUCGAUUGACAAAUUGUUCACUAGGGCGGAUGAUUAGUUGAAACAGAUAUUAGACUUAAUGAUUCAGAGACUGACUGAAUAAAUUUUUGAUUUACUGAAAAAUUGACAGAUUAAUUGACUUAUUAACUAAAUGACUGAUCGAUUAACGGAGUGAUUGACUUAUUGCCUGAUUGAUUUUCUGAUCAAUUGACGGAUUGAUUGAUUGCCUAAUAAUUAAUAAAUGAUUUAUUAUAGCAAUAUGUCGUUUACAACGAAAGAUGUGGACAACGACUUGAGCGGUCAGAACUGUGCUCUGUUGUUCCAAGGAGCUUGGUGGUACAACGAUUGUCAUUAUUCAAACCUCAACGGCUUAUAUCGUGGAGGAUCAUUCAGUGAUUCGCCUGCAAAUGGUGUCUCUUGGAAUUCUUUCAGAGGAGCUUGGUACUCCCUGAAACGUACCGAGAUGAAAAUGAGGCCUUCAAAUUGA
Messenger RNA from Pocillopora meandrina, 2809 nucleotides. Lineage: Eukaryota; Metazoa; Cnidaria; Anthozoa; Scleractinia; Pocilloporidae. The record is from the annotation of a GenBank genome assembly.